This is a messenger RNA of Lotus japonicus, 2361 nucleotides long. RefSeq lists its product as uncharacterized. Lineage: Eukaryota; Viridiplantae; Streptophyta; Magnoliopsida; Fabales; Fabaceae. The record is from RefSeq and is a predicted model, not a curated record. The transcript has a single exon. Bases 1 to 2361 code for a protein of 786 amino acids.
AUGCUGCAUUUCAGGAACAAGAGCAGGAGGCUUCUUCGGAUAGUGUUCACUCGGUGGCGCCGUCACCAACUAAACCAACUCCAGGGCAAGCCUUCAGAUCUGAUAGCCAAGUCAGAUCCAGGUGUUCGGCGACGCACAACGUCGUCUGAACACAUAAACUUGGAAGAUUUUAAGACCAAUGAUCCGGUGAAAGAGCAAGAAAGGAUAACAUGUAUUACGCCAGUAGCAUUGAAACACAUACUGGAUACCUUGCAAAAUGUUCAACGCCAGAAUGAACAUUUGCAAGCUCAGGUGGAAUACUUGAAUCAGAUGAGAGAUUUCAAACAGGGACAGCGCCUUGAGGCGGAGGAUGUAGUUGAAUUCCAACCUUUUGUGCCCGCCGUCACAACCGUUGAAAUACCCAAGCAUUUACAGACAAUGGCAUUGGACGCCUUUUCAGGCGAUUCUGAUCCUAUGGAGAAUUUGAGGUACUUCAACACCAAAAUGGUUAUUGUUGGGGCGACGGAUGAGGUGAAGUGCAGAUUGUUACCCUCAACGUUUAAAGGGAUGGCGAUGCAGUGGUUUAUUAGACAACCACCUUUCUCAAUUGCCAAUUUCACUUAUUUGUCCACUAAAUUCUUAACUCAAUUCUCAGCUGGCAAAACAACAAAGGCAACUAUGUUUGAUCUCAUAAGUAUACACCAACAACCAGGGGAAAAGCUUAAGACAUACAUGGCGCGAUUCAGCAAGAUGGUUGUCCAAUUGGAGGAAGAUAGUCCAUAUGUGUGUCUGGCGUCUUUCAAAAAUGGGCUCCGGGCGGGAGAUUUGAAUCGAGAUUUAACAAGGCGCCCAACGGGUGAUAUGAUGGAUCUCCGUGCCAGAGUUCAGGAAUUUAUUUUGAUAGAGCAAGAUGAUCAAAGUAAGCAAGAAAGAGAAGAUGGGAAGAAAGAUACCCAGCCAGGCGCGACGUCACAAGAAAAGCCUAAGGCUGAGAAAGAUACAAGGUUAGCCCAGACCCCACGCAUACCAAGACCUGGCCCAUAUCACAACACAAAACCAGGAUUCCAAAGCAACACUUGGCAUAGGAAUACACAAGGAGUUUCCCCAAAUCAGUCUGCUCAGCCAGCCACCGCGCCAAAUGUGGCGCCACUCACCAAAUUGAAUGCCUUGAGCACAAUAUUGAGGGAUGUGGGUCAGACGAAUGUUGUGCAAUAUCCACCGCCACCUCGGCGACCACCAUCUAACGUCGAUAUAAACAGAUGGUGCGAACUCCACAAGGCCUUAGGGCACACAACCGAUAACUGUUGGACUUUGAGGCGUGAGAUCGAUCGGUUGAUUAAGGCGGGACAUUUGACGAAUUUUGUCAAAGAUGCUGUCUCACAAGAUUCCACCAAGAUAACUCAGGCUGAUAAAGGAAAAGGAAAGGAGGUGGUGGAAGAGUUGGGCGAUCCUGUAGGCGAAUGCUCGUCAAUCGCGGGCAGAUUUGGAGGUGGCGUGAUUUCUAGUAAGGCCAAAAAGAGGUAUGUGGACGCGGUAAAUUCCGUUCACGAGACAUAUGAGGGUGAAUGUUGGUUGAAUCACUCUCCCAUUACAUUUACUCCUCAAGAUUUUGCUCAUGUAAUCCCACAUGACAAUGAUCCAAUUGUGGUUACAAUCAGAGUCAACAAUUAUAAAACAAGGAAGGUAUUUUUAGACCAAGGAUCCUCGGCUGACAUUAUUUAUGGUGACGCAUUUGAUCGCGUAGGUCUAAAAGAAUCAGAUUUAAAGCCAAACAAAGGAACUCUGGUGGGGUUCACAGGGGAUCGUGUCAACGUACGAGGCUAUGUGGAGAUACUAACCGCUUUCGGCGAAGGAGAAUUCGUCAAGAAAUUCCAAGUCAAAUACUUGGUACUCGCUUGUAGGGCGAAUUAUAACGCACUCUUGGGGCGGGAUACCCUCAACAAGUUAUGUGCUGUGAUUUCCACCGCCCAUUUAACUAUUAAGUAUCCGACUUGCAAUGGGAAAAUUGGGGUUAUGCGCGUGGAUCAAAAUGCGGCAAGGGAAUGUUAUCUGAGAAGUGUGACGCUCUAUGGGAGAAAAGCUGUCAAGGAAAGCCAUAGGAUCACAGAAAUUUUUCCUCAAGAGGGGUUCACUUUGGACCUAAGGGAUGAUGCCGACGAUUUCCUCCCACAGCCUUCGGAAGAAACUAAGUUAGCACAAGCUAAGGACAAGAUACUAAAAAUCGGUAGUAGCUUGACGAAGGAACAGGAGGGGAGAUUGAUCGCCCUUCUGGGUGAUAAUCUGGAUUUGUUUGCUUUGAUGAUCAAUGAUGUACCCGGGAUUGAUCCCAACAUAAUCACUCACAAGUUGGCUAUACGGCCAGGAGCGAAACCCGUCAUCUAG